UAAACUCGUCGGCUUUCACAUUUGCUCAUUCAAGCAUUUCAUCAAACAGUUUACCAGCACUCACUACAUGGAAAUCACUUCUUUCCCAUUUCUUAGUCAGGAAGAGUUUCCCCAUAUCACUACCUGGUUCCCUGAAAUGGAUGACGAGUUCAGUGGGAACAACGACAAUCUGAAGAAGCGGAGGAGAAAGGACCAGGAAUUUGAGAUGGCUGAGUUAACGAAUGGUUGGUGUGAGGAUAUUCUUGCAUCGAUUUUGUUCUUAGAUGAGGAGGCGAAGCAGGAGCAGGAUCGAUGGUUGAUUGAAUCGGAGCAGGAGAAAGCUUGUCUCGAAGCAAAUCACAAACAGAAAGUGCAGGCGAUGAAUGAAUAUUACAAUCAGAUGCAAACCCAUUACUCUGAUUUGGACACUCUGGAUAAUUCGAGAACUAAACGGGCUCGGAAGUCGGCUUCGGCGGUUGCUAUGGCGGCGACGGUGGGGGUGCAGACUGAUGGGUCGGAAAUAAACCUGGCGCAGUCGGGUACCGGGUCGGGUCACCAGAGGCGGUUGUGGGUGAAGGACCGUUCCAAGGACUGGUGGGAGCGAUGUAAUCAUCCGGAUUUCCCAGAGGAGGAGUUUCGCAAGGCGUUUAGGAUGAGUAAAGCGACAUUCAAGAUGAUCUGUGAGGAAUUGGAGCCGGUGGUGAUGAAGAAGAACACUAUGCUUCGCGAGGCGAUACCUGUUCGCCAAAGGGUUGCGGUCUGUAUAUGGAGGCUGGCCACCGGCGAGCCCCUGAGGCUUGUUUCGAAACGUUUCGGGUUGGGGAUUUCCACCUGUCACAAACUGGUACUGGAGGUUUGCUCGGCGAUAAAGAGUGUCUUGAUGCCCAAGUUUCUUCAGUGGCCGGACGAAAACAGAUUGGAGGCGAUCAAGGAGGAAUUCGAAACCAAGUCCGGAAUACCCAACGUUGGCGGCUCAAUGUACACAACCCAUAUUCCAAUUAUUGCCCCCAAGAUCAGCGUGGCUUCAUACUUCAACAAGAGGCACACCGAGAGGAACCAGAAGACUUCCUAUUCGAUUACAAUCCAAGGAGUUGUCGAUCCGAGGGGGGUUUUCACCGAUGUCUGCAUCGGGUGGCCGGGUUCAAUGCCGGACGAUCAAGUCCUGGGGAAAUCCGCCCUGUGCCAGAGGGCCAGUCAGGGACUCUUGAACAAUGUUUGGAUGGUUGGAAAUUCCGGGUACCCGUUAAUGGACUGGGUUCUGGUCCCAUACACCCACCAGAACCUCACAUGGACCCAACACGCAUUCAAUGAAAAGAUCAGCGAAAUUCAAAAAACCGCCAAGGAUGCAUUCACAAAACUCAAAGGACGGUGGACUUGCUUGCAGAAGAGAACCGAGGUGAAGCUCCAGGAGCUCCCAAUGGUCCUUGGAGCCUGUUGCGUCUUGCACAACAUCUGCGAAAUAAGAAACGAAGACAUGGAUCCAGAGUUCAAGUUCGAGCUAUUCGACGAUGAAAUGAUCCCUGAAAACAAUCUUAGGUCUCUCAAUUCUAUCCAAGCCAGGGAUCACAUUGCUCAUAAUCUCCUUCACCAUGGCCUCGCCGGCACCGGUUUUCUAUAGUCUUUAUACAUAAUUUUUGUACCAUUUUUGCUUUUCCCUAUUGUAAUUCUUUCUGCUUGUAGUGGAAUAAAAAGUAUUUCAAUUCUUUGAUGGGUUUAAAACUUUUUCCGUAAAUUAUUCAAAAGAUCGUUUCUUUUUUCCAAUUUGAAUCAACCCCAAUUGCGAUC
Molecule: messenger RNA, 1764 nt
Organism: Rubroshorea leprosula
Lineage: Eukaryota; Viridiplantae; Streptophyta; Magnoliopsida; Malvales; Dipterocarpaceae
Source: the annotation of a GenBank genome assembly